UCUUAGUUUCAAAAAUCAAUAUUAUUUUCUGAUGUGAGCUUUCAAUUUUUUAUUUUAUUUUAUUUUAUCCAGGGCCAUUUGUUCUAUUUUAAAUUCACAGCAUACUUAAAAUUAUACUUUUUAGCACACAGCCUGAAUCACAGUAACAUUAAUACAGUUUGAUCCAAAUCCGUCCAAAAAUAAACAAGAUAAGCGUAUUUAGUGGAUAAAAAUCACUCACCUUACGCCCUCCGACGCAAGAUGUUCGCCAGUUUCUUACGCCGCCGAUGCCACUUUAGCCAUCUAGACUUAUAUGUAUGAUAUCUAUGGGAACGAGGCUCCGCAGCAUCCCAUGCACCACUCGUUUCCAUUUGAAAUUGGGAUUUUUAUUUAGAGACAAUUUUGCCCUACGAUGGCAGAAAGCGAGGUGGAUACACCAAGUACACCAAUUGAAUUUGAGAGCAAAUAUUUUGAGUGUGAUGGGAUUCGGUUGCCACCUUUCUGCAAAGGAAAGAUGGAGGAUAUUGCCAAUUUCUCCCUAAGGGGUAGCGACAUCUGGAUUAUAACCUAUCCAAAAUCAGGUACACACGUCUCUUUCAUUAGUAUGCAAAUCGUAUUUUUACAUAUUUUGUGGAAGGAUGUCAAUAAUUUUACAUCUUUUGGUUUGUUCAUUCUAGGCACCAGUCUUCUUCAAGAGGUGGUCUACCUUGUGAGUCAAGGAGCAGACCCAGAUGAAAUUGGCCUUAUGAACAUUGAUGAACAGUUACCUGUCUUAGAGUACCCUCAACCAGGCUUGGACAUCAUUAAGGAGCUUACAUCCCCACGUCUCAUCAAAAGUCAUCUACCCUACCGAUUCCUUCCCAGAGGAAUGCACAACGGAGAGGCUAAGAUAAUAUACAUGGCCCGCAAUCCCAAAGAUCUGGUAGUAUCCUACUUUGAGUUCCACCGAUCUCUUAGGACCAUGAGCUACCGAGGAACCUUUCAGGAGUUCUGCCAACGUUUUAUGAAUGACAAACUUGGAUAUGGUUCCUGGUUUGAACAUGUUUUAGAAUUCUGGGAUCAUCGAAUGGACUCAAACAUUCUCUUCUUGAAAUACGAGGACAUGUAUAAGGAUCUCGGGGCAUUGGUGGAGCAGUUAGCCAGGUUUCUAGGUGUAACUUGUGACAAGCUUCAGCAUGAAGCUACGGUGGAAAGCUGCAACCAGCUCAUAGAACAGUGCUGCAGCUCAGAGGCGCUGUCAAUUUGUAGAGGUCGUGUCGGACUGUGGAAAGACAUUUUCACUGUGUCAAUGAAUGAAAAGUUCGAUGCUGUUUACGAACAGAAGAUGGGCAAAUCCACCCUGAACUUUGAUUUCUGUCUUGGAGAAAAAUCUGAUCCUGCACUUAAGUACCGUAAACAAUGAGUGAAUUCAUUCUACAUUCAAUGAAUACUUUGGUGUGUUUCAAAAAUGUAAUAAUGAUAUGUAUAGUGACAUAAUAAAAGUAUUUAUUCCUUUUCUCAAGUUUCUUUCUGUUGCGCCUCCAGAAAUUUCAAAGUUGGGGUGGCACUGGCACACUAAAUCUAAAAGCCAUAAUUUCAAAUGACUGUUGUCGUAAACCAGGCUGUAGAAAACUAUCUGAAAUACUUAAACGGACUGACAAAACCUUUAUCAUCCCAGUUUUUUUUUUAAUAAAUCGAAAGAACUAAUUUUAUUUUCCUGAU
Messenger RNA from Corythoichthys intestinalis (scribbled pipefish), 1680 nucleotides. RefSeq names its product sulfotransferase family 4A, member 1 (gene sult4a1). The coding region runs from base 392 to 1381 and encodes 329 amino acids. Lineage: Eukaryota; Metazoa; Chordata; Actinopteri; Syngnathiformes; Syngnathidae. Gene Ontology annotation, biological process: sulfation. The transcript has 6 exons. The record is from RefSeq and is a predicted model, not a curated record. Gene Ontology annotation, cellular component: cytoplasm. Gene Ontology annotation, molecular function: sulfotransferase activity.